GUGUCAGGUAUCAGUCCUCCCAAGGGAUAUGUUGAAGUGAUCUGGAAAAUCAACAAACCGGGUCUUUUGAAUAGUCAACAUCCUCUUGAUUUACUCAAAGCUCACUGGAAGACAGCACUCUUGAAUCAAAAUCAAGUGCGAUCUCUUCUCAUCAGGUCUCAUUUGCACAAAACAACCAAAGCCGGCUUUCGGCCAAGUGGUAAGCCUGCUUACAGAACGGAUAGAUGGCAUGUGACCACGUCGUACAAGGUAAAUGAUACAAUGUUUCGCACAGCACAUGGGUACACCACUGGCGAACAUGACUUCAUUCCAAACUCCUCAACCCUGGCAAACCGACGACCACAGCUGGUUGGCUACAUAGGCAGCGAUGGCACACAACCUUGGCCAUCCGAAGAUCUAAAUCCCAAGAAGCACAGGAAAGAAUAG
Molecule: messenger RNA, 426 nt
Organism: Colletotrichum tamarilloi
Lineage: Eukaryota; Fungi; Ascomycota; Sordariomycetes; Glomerellales; Glomerellaceae
Exons: 2
Source: RefSeq, a predicted model, not a curated record